Molecule: messenger RNA, 5849 nt
Organism: Coregonus sp. 'balchen'
Lineage: Eukaryota; Metazoa; Chordata; Actinopteri; Salmoniformes; Salmonidae
Source: the annotation of a GenBank genome assembly
UGUUUGUGGUCCUGGGCACCUGUAUCGCCGUCCAGCUUGGCACUAACCCCGACUGGAUGUUCUUCUGCUGCUUUGCCGGCAUGUUCAUGUUCUACUGUGCCCACUGGCAGACCUACGUAUCGGGCACCCUGCGCUUUGGCAUGUGAGUUGGGGGGGGGGGGGGGUACAAACCAGGCAAACGGCCAGGACAAGAGCAUCAUGCCUGAUGUUCCAGGGGCCAUAUUUAUAAAGCAUCUCAGACUAGGAGUGCUGAUCCAGGAUCAGGUCCCCCCUCUUAUUCUUUCUGAAUAAAAAUGCAAAACUGAUCCUAUAUCAGCACUCCUAGUCUGAGAUGCUUUAUGAACACAGGUCCUGAAAUUUAGAAAUAAAAUAGCUAUGUAAUUGCACCCUUUAGUAUUUGUCUAGUAUGUAUGCAACCGUGGGAACAGAGCUACCUGGUCUUUUCCCUGGUGGGCAGAUUUGAUGUCAGAGUAUCUGAUCUGUGUAGCACUGUUACAGACAUGCACACCCACGUUUGGGCCCGGGUUCUGGAACUUGACGGUAAAACGAGAGCAUAAUCCGUGUGACUUCCCUGUUGAAGAUAACCCUUGUGUCCAUAAGGCAAUCAGGCCCCACUUCCUGCACAUACUGCCCCCAUAGCCAACGUUGUCCUAUUGCAUAGGAAUUGUACAACUUUUUCAUAGACCCUGUUUCAUUCAUUCUCACAUCGCUUUGAUACAGGAAUUUGGUAUUUGAUAGAGAUGACUCAAUUUGAUUAGAUAUGAGCUAUCCUAGAUUACGUUGAUCUCUGUUGACUACUGGAAUCAUUUUAGGAUGCAGAUGGAAUUCACAUAAAGGUUUGGGCCAGUUAUAAUUUACGACAAAUGUUUUGGGCCCACCACAAACAUUUGUGCAGUGCUUUGAGGUCAUAGGCUAUAUUUUGACCUCAAACUAAACCUGUUUAUUCUGAUUGUUUUUAACAAUGAUAGUUCUGUCAUGACAGCUAGUUCACCCAGUACAUUUCUGUACCAGCAGCCGUGUUGACAGUGACACCAGGACUUAAGCAGCUGAUUUUAGAUUUAGAUGGGACUUCACAUAUCAACAUUGGCUAAUCCGAUUGGCUUUCGGGAACAACCACAAGGACAAGGGAUGAAUGUCCUUGGAGUAUGGUUAAUUUUUAUUUAACAAUAUGAUUUGAUAUGAUGUAAGCCCUUGACAGAGUAAGUAAGCGCUAAGUAGGAUGUCAGACAGAAUAAAAAAAUAAACUAUCAGAUCAGGUUCCUCUCAGCCUUUGGAGGGAAAUCUUCUUUACAUCCCCCACACACAUUCACAACCAAGAGGAAUGGGUGCAGUUUGUGCAGCACCUGCUAGGGGGUGCUAUGUGCAUGUUUUUCAUGAGUGCUGUGUGAAAUCACUAAUGGUUGCUCAUGAUUCCUCUGUCUCUCUUCCCAUUCAGCGUUGAUGUGACUGAAGUGCAGUUCUUCAUUAUAAUCAUGUAUUUACUGGCUGCCAUCGGAGGAUCAGCUUUUUGGCAGUUCUUGGUAAUGCAUUUAACCCAUUUGAUUCAGCAAAUUAUGGUCUGUUUCUACUGCUUGGAUUUGAAAAAAAUGACACUAAUGCUAAUAUGUACAUGCAUUGUAGUUUGAUGCAUUUGAUCUGGCAUGUUGGUUGAAGUGUUAAGACUCACGUCCUGGUUGAUGAUUGUGUGAAUACUUCAGAAAUGCAUCCUUUCCUUGUUUCCUGGAGGUAAGCACAAAUCUAUAAGUGAUUGGAUAGGUGAAAGCCAGGUUACCGGCCUAUACUUUCACCAAUCCAACAAAUUCUGAUCUGUCUUUACUUAAAGGAUGGUAGGAAGGAAGGAUGCAUUUCGAAAGUAUUGGAACAAGGCUCUUACUAACCACCCAAACACACACAGAUCCCUGUGGCGAACAUCCAGAUUAAGAUCAUUCCAGCCAUCCUCACUGUGGCAGGAGCCAUCUUUUCCUGCACCAACUACUUCCGGGUCAUAUUCACGGGAGGCAUAGGAAAGAACGGAUCCACCAUAGCGGUAAGACGUGAUCCAUCCUUGCUGAUGAGGAUCCAGUUGAAUUGUAUGGCUGAUAAAAGGUGACUUAGUACAGUCUAGGAAGGAAGGUUAUAGUCCUGCUGCUCAUUGCAUUGGUUAUUUCAUCUUAGGUAGUAAUAUGAUAUGGGUGGCAGGCACAGGAGGUUGGUGGCACCUUAAUUGGGGAGGACGGGCUCGUGGUAAUGGCUGGAGCGGAAUCAGUGGAAUGGUAUUUGAUGGUAUCAAAUACAAAUGCCAUUCCAUUUGCUCGGUUCCAGCCAUUCUUAUGAGCCGUCCUCCCCUUAGCAGCCUCCUGUGGCGGCAGGUAGCCUAGCGGGUAGAGGCGAAUCCCGGGUCUGAUGGGUAAAAUCUGGUGAGAAGUGAGCUGCUAUUGUGCCCUUGAGCAAGGGACUUAACCCCCCACAACAACUUCUCCACGGGUGCCUUGCUCCAAUCUCUCCAACCUGUGUCUUUCGGUUGGGCUUUGUCAAAUUUCGGUUGGACUUUGUGUACAAUUGACGAAUAAAGUGAACUUAAUCUCUUAAUCGUAAUUACAAUUACUAUAUAUAUCGUACAGUGUGUCAAGCUUAAUUAAAAAAACAUCAACAGCAUUUGUUUUUGUUCUGGCCAGUCUUUUCUAAUGCUUAAAGGGCGACUGCACUUCCUGAUUUGGUUCAUUAAGAAACACUAAUUGAAACGCGAGUUGGUUUCGGGGUGUGGUUUGAUGUGGGUGUCUCUUGUGUGUGUUCGCAGGUGGGAAGAGUUAGCCAAAUGAUUUAGCCAAUUAGCUUUAGCCGACUGGUGUGCGACCAUGGCAAAGUUGGUUUGAUUUUAGGUAGCCUAUCUCUGGGGAUAGUGAAGAAUAUCAAUAAAUUACACAAUGUAAAUUAAACAAUAAAUUGUUUUCAUUUUGCACAUAUUUUAGUUGUCUCAUUUAAAUUCUUUCAAUAUUUGUAUAUACAUUUCUACAACUUAUAGUUGGGUUGAGGUUGUUAUUGAAAUUUGGAGCUAUUAUACUUUUAAAAUAUUGUCCCAUGUACAUUGUGUAAUUUACUGAUUGUCCCUAACUAGCCCCAUAGGGAUAUCUAAUGUCAAACCAAAUUGACCAUGGGCAUAACGAUCAGGUCGUGUGCAGCUAUGCUCCGAACUGAUGAUUACUUGGGUGAUGCCAGCUGUGGGCAUGUGGACAGGAUUAAAAUAAACCCAACCCAAGGAAAACUGUUAUGGUACCCUUCAUUCCGUGACAUAGAGCCAUGACUACAUGGAACUCUCUGCCACCCCAGGUAACUCAAGCUAGCAAUAAAACCAGAUUCAAAAACCAGAUAAAAGAACGCCUUACGGCACAACAUGGACUGUGAAGAGAGAGAGACAUUUUUAUAUAUUUUGUAUUGUAUUUUGCACUGUAUUGUAUUAUGUAGGUAAGUGACCUUGCACGAGCCUUGGCUUGUGCGAGCCGGAAUGGCUCAAAGGGCAGGACCCAUCUCCUGUUUCUGAAGCGUGAGGCAGAAACAUGAGAUUACGCAGAUAAAGUAUUAUAGAAUUAUUAUGGUGGAUCGAACUGCACAGGUGGCCUACUUUUUGAAGUGAUUUGUUUGACGAGCAGAUGAAAACAUCACACUACACACAUGAUAUGAGAAACAGCCUGCGCAGACCGCAAAAACAACAGUAAACAGGAUAAGAUGUUCACAUGCCACAGUAUCCCAUUUUAGAUCAGCAUAUCCCAGGCAUCUUACCUGGGUUUCUCAUAACCGGGAUACAAGCUUUUUCGGGUUAUUGUAAAUGGGACAUGAUGUUUGUGUGUCAACUCAAACACAGAAUACUUGAAUAUCUCGAAUAAUAACAGGAUAUUGGUGUGCAUGUAAACGUGGUCACUGAUUUGAAGUGGAUUUAAAAGGUGACAUCAAUAAGGGAUCAUAGCUUUCACCUGGAUUCACCUGGUCAGUCUGUCAUGGAAAGAGCACGUGUUGUUAAUGUUUUGUACACUCAGUGUAUAUUAUGUUAUUAUAUUAUGUAUUUUAUUUGUUGUGUGUUGUUUCCUGUUUGGACCCCAGGAACAGUAGUUGGGGAUCCUAAUAAAUACUAAAUACUUUUUUGGACGAGGCUGACUUUAUGAUACAAAUUAUCCUAUUUACACUUUGUAGUCAAUUUUGACACUAGAAUAAAUGUUUCUGACUUAUAUCGAUGCCACAUAGGGCAUUUUCAAAACAAGAUGUUGCUUUUUAGGGGCAGUCUCUCUUUAAAUACCACAGCACAUCGCAUUCUUAAUUUCUUGGCCUCCAUAAAAUGGUGACAACGGAUGCUUUUUCAUUUAUUUCAGCCAAGCCACUGACCUCUCUGCAGAGCUUUACCUUGCAGUUUAUUGAUCACUUUAGAGAAGGACAAGAAUGGUGGCAUUUUCAGCUAGGUACAGUGAUUGGGGCGGCAGGUAGCUUAGUGGGUAAGAGCGUUGUGCCAGUAACCGAAAGGUCGCUGGUUCUAAUCCCCGAGCCGACUAGGUGAAAAAUCUGUCGAUGUGCCCUUAAGCAAGGCACUUAACCCUAAUUGCUCCUGUAAGUCGCUCUGGAUAAGAGCGUCUGCUAAAUGACUAAAAUGUAAAUGUAAAUGAUUGUGACAUCCAUGUCCCGUCUUCUUCCUCAGGGAACGAGUGUCCUGUCACCGUUCUUCCACAUAGGGUUAGUUAUCACUCUGGCUGUCAUGAUCUACAAGAAGUCUGCGUCCCAGCUGUUUGAGAAGCACCCAUGUCUCUACGUCCUGGCCUUUGGGUUUGUGUCGGCCAAGAUCACCAUCAAGCUAGUGGUGAGGAAGCAGAUGGCCUGAAACAUGAAACACUGAAAGAGCCAGGUUACUUUCCAAUAUCCACACUAGUAUACCACUUGGAAUACAUGUCCAAUAUUUUGCUUUAUUCUAUAUGGUAUGUUCGUGUGGAUGUUUGAACAUUGGCCUAAUGUGCCCUGUUUUAGUUGUGUUAACUCAGGUUUAAAGCUAAAAUCUGGGAUUCGUUAUUCAGCAAAAUAGCAGCCUUGCUUGUUUUGGUAUACAGCUGUCGGCUCGAGUAAAUUACCUUUGAAAGUCUGUUAGUGUGCUGCACUAUAACUCACCUUGCAUUGAAUCCCAACUCUAGUCCAAUGUUUUUGGACUCAAUAUAGUUUUUCCUUCUUUACCUUAACACUGCCCCAUCUUCUUUUUUUUAUUUUAUUUUUUACAGGUGGCUCAUAUGACGAAAAGUGAGAUGUCUCUCCAUGACUUGGCUUACCUGGGGCCAGGGCUGCUCUUCUUGGACCAGUAUUUUAACAGCAUCAUAGACGAGUACUUGGUCCUCUGGGUGGCACUAGUAAGUCUACACCUCAAUCGCUUCAUCCAUUUGCACGUACCAAGCCAAUUGAAACCUAAAUGAAAGUUAGGAUUCUUUCCUUUUACUUAGUUUGCAGUACAAUGUAGAUGCCUAGCUUACAUUUGUGCCAAUUAGUUUUUUUGAAGUUGUAUAUUUUUUGGGUUUGGACCCCAGGAGGAGUAGCGGCUGCCUUGGCAGCAGCUAAUGGGGAUCCUAAUAAAAUACUAAAUACUUUUCAGGGGGGAUUUAUUCAAAAGAUGAUAGACACACAAUAAAAAACACAACCAAUUUUGUAUAUAGGUAGCUUUCAAUUUACUUUAUUUGACACCCAUCCUCUGUCUUGUUUCUUUCCAGUUCCUAUCCAUCUUUGACUUGGUGCGCUACUGCGUCAGCGUCUGCAACCAGAUCGCCUCUCACCUGCACAUCUUUGUAUUCAAGAUCAAACCCCCCAACCUGCGGCCAGUCGCUGCCUCCCAGUCAGGCAAAGAUGUGUGG